Ictalurus furcatus (blue catfish) is the source of this 5503-nucleotide messenger RNA. RefSeq lists its product as uncharacterized. The coding region runs from base 1851 to 2807 and encodes 318 amino acids. The transcript has 2 exons. Lineage: Eukaryota; Metazoa; Chordata; Actinopteri; Siluriformes; Ictaluridae. The record is from RefSeq and is a predicted model, not a curated record.
AGAGAGAGAGACAGAGAGAGAGAGAGAGAGAGAGAGACAGAGAGAGAGAGAGAGAGAGAGAGACAGAGAGAGAGAGAGAGAGAGAGAGAGACAGAGAGAGAGAGAGAGAGACAGAGAGACAGAGAGAGAGAGACAGAGAGAGAGAGAGAGAGAGAGAGAGAGACAGAGAGAGAGAGAGAGAGAGAGAGAGACAGAGAGACAUAGAGAGAGAGAGAGAGAGAGAGAGAGACAGAGAGAGAGAGAGAGAGAGACAGAGAGACAGAGAGAGAGAGACAGAGAGAGAGAGAGAGAGAGAGAGAGACAGAGAGAGAGAGAGAGAGAGAGAGAGACAGAGAGACAUAGAGAGAGAGAGAGAGAGAGAGAGAGAGAGAGUCUCAUCUAAAUAUUUGAAUACAAGAAAAUAAGCUGAGAACUGAGCUGGUGUGUGCAGUUCAGAAUCCAGUGGAGAAUAAACGAGGGCGUGACGCUGGAGGAUUCUCGUCCGUGUCCUGAAGUGAUACGGCCUCACACAGACAUCACGGCUCCAGCCAACAAAACCUGCCACCUUUCAUUUACUGCAUGCCAAUCAUGAUGGCUAGCAGGCUAACGUUCACGAGCCUGUUCACACACACACACACACACACACACACACACACAAAGAAAGACCACAAACUCCAUCAGCGACGAGAAAAGUCAGCCUCAGAGCUCUGCUACUGACCACAUCCUGUAUAUCAGAGCUGCAUCUUCUCACCUUCAGCUGCUGCUAUUCUCUCUCUCUCACACACACACACACACACCCACACACCCACCCACACACACACACACACACACACUGCACUGUCUUUUUUCUUCUCUCUCUCCGUUUCACACACUCACACACACUCACACACCCACACACCCACACACACACACACACACACACUGCACUGUCUUUUUUCUUCUCUCUCUCUCCCUUUCACACACUCACACACACUCACACACACACACACCUCUCUCUCCCUCAGCGCCAGAACACACCAGGCCAGACACAGCACAAACCCUCUCCACUAUAGAUUCUGAGUGCUGUAGAUUGGACUGGAGCUCAGACUCGCUCGGCCAACACUCGGUCUUUUUGCUGAGCCAGAAUCACUUUCAGAAAGUGGGUCAGAUAAAAAAUAAAUAAAUAAAAAAGUAAGAAAUAAACCACGAGUCUAAAAUAAACGCACCCACUGCAGAUCAUUAAUCAUAGAUUGUCGUGUUCAGCUCUGCACAGAGAGAACGAGGGAGAGAUAAAAAAGAAGAGGAAGAAAAAUCACAGAGCUCUGACAGUCGUCUGACAUCUGAUACUGACCCAAUACUGAUGUGCAUAAGUAUUCACACCCCUUGAACUGGUCCACAUUUUGUAGUGUUACAGUCUGGAACUAAAAGAGAUUUCAGUGGAAAUCUGUCAUGAGGCUCACAACCCAUAAUAUUACAUCAGUGUAAUUAAAGAAUUAUUUACCAAUAGAAAUGUAAAAGUUGGCACUGCGUAAGUAUUCACCCCCUACAGGAGUGUCAUAAUGAGAAGAAUGGAGUUGAUCUGUGAAUAAUGAAAGAAUAAUUAAAUAAUCCCAUGAUCUCAGUAUCAGUAAACCUGUUCCUGGAAGAACCCAGAGUGUGUUCGAGGUCGAGUACUCACCUAAACACACAGCAUCAUCACAACAACUCCAUCAGAAAAGAAUCAAUCUGGAUUUGGCUCUAAAAAUUUCCCAAACUUUAAACAUCCAGCAGAGUGACGUUAAAUCUGUUAUUAAAAACUGUAAAGAACACGACAGAACCACGAGUCUGCUGCGUGAGCAGGUCAAGAGGAGAUUAGUAAGAGAGACACACCCAGGACAAGAGGAAAGCUGAACAUGGUGCUACCACCACCACGCUUCAUAGAGGGGAUCAGGUUCUCAGGAUGGUGGGGAUUCAGGUUCUCAGGAUGGUGGGGAUUCAGGUUCUCAGGAUGGUGGGGAUGGGUUCUCAGGAUGGUGGAGAUCGGGUUCUCAGGAUGGUGGAGAUCGGGUUCUCAGGAUGGUGGGGAUGGGGUUCUCAGGAUGGUGGGGAUGGGGUUCUCAGGAUGGUGGGGAUGGGGUUCUCAGGAUGGUGGGGAUGGGUUCUCAGGAUGGUGGGGUUCAGGUUCUCAGGAUGGUGGGGAUGGGGUUCUCAGGAUGGUGGGGAUCAGGUUCUCAGGAUGGUGGGGAUUCAGGUUCUCAGGAUGGUGGGGUUCAGGUUCUCAGGAUGGUGGGGAUCAGGUUCUCAGGAUGGUGGGGAUGGGGUUCUCAGGAUGGUGGGGAUGGGGUUCUCAGGAUGGUGGGGUUCAGGUUCUCAGGAUGGUGGGGUUCAGGUUCUCAGGAUGGUGGGGAUGGGGUUCUCAGGAUGGUGGGGAUCAGGUUCUCAGGAUGGUGGGGAUUCAGGUUCUCAGGAUGGUGGGGAUCAGGUUCUCAGGAUGGUGGGGUUCAGGUUCUCAGGGUGGUGGGGAUGGGGUUCUCAGGAUGGUGGGGAUGGGGUUCUCAGGAUGGUGGGGUUCUCAGGAUCUUUGUGUCAAGGCCAAAAUGAUUUGCCUGAACUUUGAUUUCAUCAGACCAGAGAACAUUUUCCAUGAGUCUCCAACACGCCUUUUGGCGUCCAUUGGACUGUGGUCCAGGCUGCGGUUCUCCUGUGAACAGCUUCUCCCAUCUGAGCUGUGGAUCUCUCCAUCGCUUUCAGAGUUGAUCCUUUUUGCUGCUUGGUUGUUUUUACUGUAUUUGAACUCUUUUGCAGACCCUUUUAUCCAAAGUGACUUACAGUUAAGCCGAACAGCUGAUGGUUUUAAAAGAUUUGUGUGAUUUGUGAUUUGUGUGACAUCCUUCUGAAUCUCCACGUCCUGCGUCUGGCCUCGGCUGCCAGCUGUGCGAAAUACGGCUGCAGUCAGGAGCGUGAUUUAACACCGUGAUUAAAAAAAAUGACAAGUGAAAAUAUCUCAAACUUAUUCAAAUUGAUCUACUAUUUCCGUGACAAGAUUACAAUACACCAAACACAGUGGAUAUAAAAAGUUUACACACCCCUGUGAAAAUGGCAGGUUUUUGUGAUGCAAAAAAAUUCAACUAAGAUCGAAGCACCUUUUCUACCUUUAUGGUGAAAUUUUAACCUGUUAAUUAAAGUGAUCAGAAUCAUUUUAGAGCAAAAAAUGAAAAAUAUAAAAUGUACAAUAACCUGGUUGCAUAAGUUUCCGCACCCCCAAACUAAUACUUAGUUGAGGCACCUUUGGAUUUGAUCACAGCAUUCAGUCUUUUUGGGUAAAAUUUCCAUCAGUCUUCACUUUUUAUUAUAUUUUGCCAUUCUUCCUUGUAAAAGUAUUCUAACGCUGUCAGGUGGGCGGGGCGUCUCCUGUGCACAGCCCUCUUCUGGACACCACACAGAUCUUUGAUUAGAUUUAGGUCUGGACCAUUCCAAAACCUUGAACUAGUUCAUGUGAAGCCGUUCCUUUGUUGAUCUGGAGGUUUGCUUCGGGUCAUUAUCGUCCUGAAAGGUGAAAUUCCUCUUCAUCUGAAGUGCUUUACAGAAGACUAAAUGGUUUUGCACCAAAACUGACUGAUAUUUGGAGCUGUUCAUUAGUCCCUGCACCCUGAGUAAAGCCCCAGUUCCAGCUGAAGCAUGAUGCUGCCACCACCGUGCUUCUCCGUGACGAUGCUGUUCUUUUGGUGAUGUUCUGUGUUUUUGUGGCAAACGUAUAUUUUGGUAUUAUGGCAAAAACAUCAGCUUUGGUCUCAUCAGACCAGAACACGUUAUUCCACAUGGUUUUGGGAGAUCGGAUGAUUUUAAAAAAUUGGAUGAUUUUUUUUGGUUAAAAAAGGCUUCUGUCCUGCCCCCCUACCCCAACACCCAGAGAUAUGAAGAAUUCGGGAGAUUGUCGUCACAUGUAGGGAGCAGCUAGUACUUGCCAGAAAUUGCUGCAAUUUCUUUUAAUACUGCUGUAGGCUUCUCGGCAGCUUCCCUGAAUUUCAGAGGGACGUCCUGUUCUUAGUAGUGUCACUAUCGUACCAUAUUUUCUCCAGGUGUUGACGAUUGUCUUUACAGUGUUCCAUGGUUGGUAUAUCCAACGCCUUGGAAAUUUUUUGUAACCCUCUCCUGAUGGACAGUGAGAUCCCGUACCUGCUCUGUAAGCUCUUUGUGGCCCUCUUUGGACGUUACCAAGAAGAUGUCAGGAGAAUCCUAUAGGAGCAGCUGGACUUUAUCUGGGGUUAAUCAGUCACUUUAAUUGACGUCAGAUGUAAACUAUUCUUCAUCAUGAGUUUGAACGUGACUGGCGGAUUCUGCCACAUUCCCGGUUAUAAAAGGGUGUGUAAACUUAUGCAAGUUGGGUAUUGGAAGUUUUUUUUAUUCGUCUUUGUCACUUGACAGUUUCAUGUUGCAGUUUCACAAUAAAGGAAGAAAAAUGUUCUGACGUGAUUUAACUUACUUUCACUUUUUUACACCACAAAAACCUGCCGUUUUGACAGAUUUCUAUCCCUAUUACACUACAUCUGGAGGAGAUUGUUAGACUAAUUCUAGACAUAUUUUUUAGUAUUUAAAGCUCUCACUGUUUGUAUUUUGUUAGCAGAAUAUUUUGCUUUCUUCUUAGAAAUAAAUGCUUAAAAUGAGCAGAAUGAUCUGCUAACAGAACAAAACUAUUUCAAGCUUGAAAUUAUUAUUAUUAUUAUUAUUAUUAUUAUUAUUAUUAUUAUUUAAAUCUAGAGAGGUUUAAUAAUCUUAUAUUUGGUUUCUUGCGAUCUUCUCAAAGGAAAUGCUAGAUCAGUUUGACUAUAUACAAUAUAUUUUAACUUGCUAAGAUGUCAUUUAUUGCAGCUCGUGCUGCAUGAAGUGUUUUUUCUGAUCCACAUAAUUGGAUCAGAUCAGAAAAGACAUCAAACUCAGAUCUAAUACCAAUCUAGAGUCCUGCCAGUGAGACUCAGCAGGUGAUCCUUAUCAAUUCAAAGCAGGUUGUAGACUCAAACACACACUCUGUCCUCCGGUUCGGAGGAGAGAAGACGAGGUGAAGCCACCAGAAAUGAAUCAGACAGGAUUAGACGAGAUUAGACGAGAUCAGAUUAUAUCAUUACAAAAUGGACCUGCUGUUUACAGGACACCUGACUUUCAUCUUCAACAUCAAUUCAGAUCAGUGAAUAAAUAAAACCAGGUUUAUAAUCCAGACACAUUAGAUUGGAUCCGUGAUCGUUUUUCCAGUUCAGUCACAGAUAAUGAAGCCUCUGCACCUUGCUAUGGCUGGGUGUUUCUCUUACAUCUACAAAACCUCCACAUUCGUGUGUCCCGUUUUUAAUAAACUUGUACCUGAAUCUGUAAUUUCCUAAAUCAAAUAUGCUGCACAGAUGAAGUGUGAGCAGGAAGUGAUGAAUAACAGUGGAACAGAGGAACGUGCCUGGUUCUGAUGGCACCGUGGGACUGCUGGAGCUCGGGUGAUGCCGGGACUCGGCUGGUGGAGCUGCUGGUGUUCUCUCGUGCUGGUGCAGAUCGGUACACUGGAAACACAACCACUUGUUGCAGA